AUGGCAUCAUAUCUACGUACAAUCACAGGAAGUUCAUCAUCAAAUACAAGUUCAAGUAUUCCAACAGAUACUUUAGGCAAACGUUUAGUUAAAUGGGCUUUAAUUAUUGGAGUACCAACUGCAGUUUGUGUUGCUGCUUAUCUUGUAUAUCGACAACAACAAGAACAAGCAAAAAAGUCAGCUACGAGACGAUCACCUUUACCAACACCAUUAAGUAAAGUUAAUGAAGAUACAACUACAACAUCAGAAAAUCGAUUAAAAAAUCGUUUAACUCUAGCUAUAGAUUUAAAAAAUGAAGGUAAUCUUAAAUAUCGUGAACAAAAUUUUAAUGAAGCUAUUGAAGCUUAUUCAAGAGCUAUUGAAGUCUGUCCAGUAGAAUCAACGGAAGAACUUUCACAAUUCUAUCAAAAUCGUGCAGCUACUUGGGAAUUAUUAAAAGAUUAUGAAAAAGUUGUUGAAGAUUGUUCAAAAGCUAUUGAACUUAAUCCAAAAUAUGUUAAAUGUAUUCAACGACGUGCUCGUGCAGCUGAAACAAUGGGAAAUUUUGAAUUGGCUCUCGAAGAUUAUUCAACAGUAUGUUUUAUUGAUUCAUAUCAACCAGCAUAUAUUAUGGCUGCUGAUAAAGUUCUUACUGAUUUAGCUAAACGUUAUCUGGAAAAUUUACCACCAAGUACAGCUGAAUUAUCAAAAGAUUAUGUUCGUACAUCAUUAAAUGAAUUCGAAGAUGAUCCAAUAUUAAAUGAAUCAUUUAUUAAUGAAAUUCGUACAUCACAACCAGAUAGUUCAUUAGCACGUGCAUAUCAAGCAUUUGAUGAAGGUCGUUUUACAGAUAUACCAUCAUUAUGUACAAAUGAACUUGAAUCAACAGAUGAUUCACCAUAUAAAUUACAAACAUUAUUACUUCGUGGUUCAUUUUAUUUACUUAUGGGUAAUUAUGCUGAAGCUGUAGCUGAUUUUGAUGCAAUUAUUAAUGAUCCAAAUGUUACAGAAAAGAUAAAAAUGAAUGCCGAAUUAAAACGAGCUAAUACUAAAAUUCAUCAACGUGAUCUUGAAGGAGCUAUGUAUCAAUAUGAUGAAUGUAUUAGAAAUCAUCCAAAUGAAUGUUCACCACAUGUUCAUCGUGGAAUGCUUAAAACAUUAUUAGAAAGUUACAAUGAAGCUCAUGAUGAUUUUAUCGAAGCACUUAAAAUAUCACCAACAAAUCUUCGUGCUAAAUAUCAAAAAUUAAUAAAUGAUGCAAAAAUUGGAGCUAAAGAACAUCAAUCAGAAAGUAUUGAACAAGCAUUAAACAAUUUUGAAGAAUAUUAUGAUACAUGUAAACAAGAUAUUUAUUAUGCACUUGCAAUAACAUCUUGUUAUUUGGAUAAUGAUCGAAAAGAUCGAGCACUUGAAUAUUUAAAUAAAUUUGUUAAAGAAAUUCCAUCAAAUCCAACAUUAUUGGCACUUAAAGCUAAUUGUUUAAUGUCAAGUGAUCCAUCAAAUAAUACUGAAGCUGAAAAACUUUAUAUUGAAGCACUUGAACUUGAUCCUUCAAAUGAAACUGUUUUAACUAUGUUUGCUAUAUUUAAAUGCAAUCAAAAUCAAUUCGAAGAAGCUGCAAGUUUAUAUGAACGUGCAAUUCAAUGUACACGUGGUGAAGAAAAACUUCUACAAUACGCUGCAUUACUUUAUGCUAUUCGUGCACAAGGUCGAGCUAUCAAACGUCUUAAUCUAAAUUUACCAGGUGGUUUCCCACAAGCUGGUCCAUUACCUAAUUGGAUGGGUGGUAUGGCAUAA
Messenger RNA from Rotaria sordida, 1776 nucleotides. The record is from the annotation of a GenBank genome assembly. Lineage: Eukaryota; Metazoa; Rotifera; Eurotatoria; Philodinida; Philodinidae.